Lodderomyces oxycetoniae is the source of this 849-nucleotide messenger RNA. RefSeq lists its product as uncharacterized. NCBI's taxonomy places the organism in Eukaryota, Fungi, Ascomycota, Pichiomycetes, Serinales, Debaryomycetaceae. The coding region runs from base 1 to 849 and encodes 282 amino acids. Gene Ontology annotation, biological process: membrane organization; endoplasmic reticulum tubular network organization. The record is from RefSeq and is a predicted model, not a curated record. Gene Ontology annotation, cellular component: membrane; endoplasmic reticulum. The transcript has a single exon.
AUGGCCCCCAAAACCCUGUCGUCGUCGACUUUAAAGCAUCAAACCCCAGCACAGCAAUUAAUCAAGGUGGUUCAAACUCAGCAAUUUUACUGGUUUCUAGGACAUGUAUUUGCUAUUUUGUUUUCAGUUUUGAGUGGAUUAACCGGGUUAUUUUAUAGACAAAAGGCUUCGUUGAGACAAUAUCGGUUUGCAUUGUUAUCAAUUAUUAUUACUUAUAUCAUAGUUAUCAAACAAGUUUAUUUCAAAAAUGGAUUAAAACAAGUGACAGUUGCCAGAUUGUUGAGAGACGAAAACGUCCAAUACACGCUUUUUGCAUCAAUAUUGUACUUUGCAAGUCUUGUUACUGAGAGCCAGGUUCCUACAAGUUUAUGGUCGUACGACAUAUUUGCCGUUUUCCACGUUUUGACCUAUUUCCAAAAUCACUUGCUUAGUGCCUUUAUACCAUCGUUACAAACGCAACAGAGACUCAAUUCAAAGAUUAACGAGUUUACAAACAAGUUCAACCAACCGGCACUAUACACUGCUUCAUCUAUUGAAAUUGUGAUGGUAUUGACCACUGGUGCUGAGCUUAUCUUGCUUCCUAUUGCCUUAAUCUUGAGAUGGCGAAGCUUUACUUUUUGUGCUACAAAGGUGUUUGUCUUUUUAUCAGUUGUAAUUUUCAACAAGUUGAGAUUUGAUGCUAGCCAAUAUACGAAAUCGGCAGUAAGUCAAUUAGAAAAUACUUUUGCUGGCUACAUUGCUAGAAUUAACAAUCCUAAAUUGACUCAAUUGUAUGCCAGUUUAAAAGCACAUAUUUUAAACAGUUUGAAGUUGAUCCAAUUACCUAAAGAAACAAAAAAGACUCAAUAG